CCCCAGCCGCAGCGGUGACCGUAAAGACACCAGCAACGGAACCAAAUACUCUAGGAAGCAUCGCGAAGCACCUUCCCCGGCCAGAAGAUCGCGGUCUCGGUCGUCAAGCGCGAGCGGUAGCGGGCACCGCCGUUUGACGGUGCGGGGAGAUAGCAGGAGAGGUGGUGUGCGCGACCGCACACACACACGCUCGUCGCGAGGAUUCGAAGGGCCGGCACGGGCACAGCAGAGGAGACCAAGAUCUUCCUCUAGCAGCAGCAGCAGCAGUCGCGGUGGUGAUAGCAAUCGCCGCGGCCGCCGCCGCGCGCACAGAAGCAGAAGCAGCAGCAGCGGCAGCGACAGCAGUAACGAGAGGAGCAAGGGCACGAGCGCCCGAGAGAGAGAGAGAGAGAGAGGAUCAGGCGGGCGAACAGCUUCUUUAGCCGUAUCCCAGAAAAGAGUCAGAUCGCCUUCUUCUUCCAGCAGCCGCAACAACAACAUGCACGGGAAAAAGCGAGGCAGAGAUUGGAAGACGAGAUCCGAGCGGCCAGGAGCCCCCUCUCCCCAAGCCAGCAAACCGUACGGCAGCAGCAGCCCACCCGCCAGUGAGCGACCCGAGUCCCCGCCUGCUGCGGCGCGAUUACGAUGGAGCCCGUCUCCCUCGCCGAUAGCUCCAACUGCCUCUGAGAGCAUCCGACGGUCGCAGUCAUACCGUGCUAAGAGAGAUAACCCGGUCCAGCAAGCGGGGUCCUCGGCCUGUUCUCUCUCACGCACGAACGGCGGCCAAGUCUCAGGCAGUCGGGGCGCUGUCGAUAAGGGCGACCUUGCUUCGCAGGACAAGCCCGAGAGGGACCGCAGGGGCGGGGGAUCGCCGUCCCCGUCGUCCUCGUCGUCUUCAGACGGCCGGAGGCGAAGGCGGAGGAGGCCAUGUCGGGAAGAGCCUCUAGGGCGCGUGAGCACAGGCAAGGGUUCCGAUGCUCCUACAAGCCAGUCUACGACGGGUGGCAGCGCUGUUGGCAACAGCAUCAGCAAAAGUGGAGACGUGGAGGCUCCAUCGCCGUCCAAAUCGUCCGCCAUAGGAAAGAACGGUGCGUCGAAGAAGAAGCACGAGAAGGACAAGAAGUACAAGAAGGAAAAGAAGAGCAAGAAGAGCAAGAAGAUAAAGAAGAACAAGGACGCAGACAAAGGAAGGCGUAGCGGUAGGGAUGAUGAAGGCUCGCCGUCGCCAACCCGCUCCGAGCACGGACGGCGAAAGUACCCUGUCGUCGACACUGCCGACGGCGGAGCUCCUAAACCGAGCGGGAGACGUACUCGUAGCGAUGAUUUCACCUCCCCACCUGCGGCGGUGAAGUCGCCCAAGCCACCCAAGUCGUCCAAGCCACCCAAGACGUCCAAGCCAUUAUCCGCUGUGCCGUCAGCAGAAGCAGCAGCAUCGUCUUCUACGCCGUCCACCUCCUCUGCUGGGAAGGAGAAAAAAUACUCCACGGGAAAGAAGUCGAAACGGCAAGCGGUCCCGGCGUCCCUGCUCAGUUUCGAGGACGAGGGAGAGGAAGGAGGGGGGGCCGAGUUCCAGGGCCUAGGGGCGGCCACCCUCAACGAGUUCAAGCGGAGUCACAAAAAAUCGCAGACGGAAAGCGUGGCGGCCGCAGCUGCUGCCGCCGCCGCCGCCACUGCUGCUGCUUCCACGGCUGAUUCGACGGAGAAAGCCCCCUCCGUGACCGCGCGGCUCGGGUUUCCGUUGGAAAAGAAGAGGGACGCAGUGCUUGGGCCUUCGAAGAUCAGCACGGCGGAGUCUCGGGGCGAGAGGGAGUACCAGGCAAGCCUAGGAUACUGCUGGAUGCACACGGUUGUGCAAUGCUUGCACGCCCCGGAUGACGCCCACACCAAGUUCGACGCGUGUCCCCCCUGUUUCUUUGCGGUCUUCGACGGCCACAACGGACAUCUCGCGGCCGACAUCGCCAGGAGCAAGACUGAAUCCAUGCACGACAAUAAGUACACCCCCACCCCAUUCUGCUGCCUUCGCGUCACCUCCUCUAACGUUGGGAUUGCCCUUCCUCCAUCCGGGAAGCUCCACACGUACGUGGCCAAAGCUGCCCCUACCACGGGACUUCGUGGGGAGCCAACGGAACGCCUGGAGGGGCUCUUGCGCGCGGGGUUUGCCAGCACGGAGGCCGAGAUCCUGAAGGAGACCGAGGAGACUAAGGACGAUGGCGAGGAUGACGGCACCGGUGACGGCGACGGCAACGGUAGCGGAAACGGCAACAGUAGGCAGGAUGGAACGACGGCAACGGCGUGCUUGCUGGUAGGGAACUUUCUGGUGACGGCCAACGUCGGGGACAGCCGUGCGGUACUGGGAAGUGUGGGGCAUGAAGGAAAAUUACGGUGCAAGAACAUCUCGGUCGACCACAAGCCGGAAGACCCCCAUGAAAAGCGGAGGAUAAAGACUGCGGGAGGGGAAGUCGUCUUCAACGGCUGCUACAGAGUUCAGCACGAAAACGUGCGUCAACGUCGAACACCUGUAGUUUGGGGCUGGGAACGGGUGGCAUCGGGCCAAACGUGCCGACCGGGUACACUCGCACAGUUCAAGGGGCAAGGAGGACAGCCGCCGGGCAGCCAAGUGCCGCCGCCGCCCGACAUGCGCGGUCAGCUGGUGUCGCCCGAGCCAUCCGUGAAGAGCGUGGAGCUUGAGCCGCACGACCGCGUGAUCAUCGUGGCGUCAGGCAAGGAUUGUGAUGGUCUCUGGGACGUGAUGACCGGUCUAGAGGCUGUCGAGAUCGCCAUCGCGGCCCAUGGGAAAGCUCCAACCACCACCGGAAGGGCGCCGAGCUGGGCGAACUCCUUGGUCCAUGGGGUUGGGGGGGGUAACGCAGAGGCCGACCCAGCCAAUGCGCUAGUGAGGGAGGCGGUGAAAAGGGGCACGUCCGACAACGUCACCGCGGUAGUGACGAUCUUGUCGUGGGACUGAAGUGAGAUUAGUGUUGACGCGGGCGCCUGGUGUAGUU
Ectocarpus sp. CCAP 1310/34 is the source of this 2981-nucleotide messenger RNA. The record is from the annotation of a GenBank genome assembly. Lineage: Eukaryota; Phaeophyceae; Ectocarpales; Ectocarpaceae.